CGGUCAGGUGACUGACGCUCGCGCAGCUGUGCAAGCUCUUUAUCCCUCUCCAUCACACGCACCCUGAACACUGAGAUAGAGGCUGACAGACACAGCGGAUAUAGAGAACAAACCAGACGAACAGCACAUUGGCCACGCAACAACGGGGGAUACGGCAUGGGGGACCGUAAGGCUUUAUUGCUGUUGAUCGUGGCGACCGCGGCACUGGCCGCUGAGGUGCCGACAGACGGCUCAGUUGGCUUGCUGGCGGAGCCUCAGGUGGCCAUGUUCUGCGGGAAACUCAACAUGCACAUCAACGUGCAGAGCGGCAAGUGGGAGUCAGACCCCAGCGGCACCAAGAGCUGCAUCGGCACCAAGGAGGGCAUCCUGCACUACUGCCAGGAGGUGUACCCAGAGCUUCAGAUCACCAACGUGGUGGAGGCCAACCAGCCCGUCACCAUCAGGAACUGGUGCAAGAAAGGCCGCAAGCAGUGCCGCAGUCACCUGCACAUCGUGGUGCCCUACCGCUGCCUGGUGGGGGAGUUUGUGAGUGACGCUCUGCUGGUUCCUGAUAAGUGCAAGUUCCUGCACCAGGAGCGCAUGGACAUGUGUGAGAGCCACCUGCACUGGCACACAGUGGCCAAGGAGUCGUGUGGAGACCGCACCAUGAAUCUCCACGAUUAUGGGAUGCUGUUGCCAUGCGGAAUUGACCGUUUCCGGGGCGUGGAGUUCGUCUGCUGCCCUGCAGAGAUGGAGCGAGAGUCUGAUAGCACGGAGCUGGAGGAGGAUGACUCUGAUGUGUGGUGGGGCGGACCGGACACAGAUUACACCGAUAACAGCAUGCCACGGGAGUCCGGACCUACAGAGCAGGAUGAUGCGGGGCCUGCUAUAGGAGAGGAUGAUGAGGAUGUGGAGGAGGAAGCCCUGGAUAACGACGAAGACGGUGACGGUGACGAUGAUGACGAAGAUGAUGAUGACGACAUGACCGACGAGCGCGAUGCCAGCGAGCACACCACCAAUGUUGCCAUGACGACAACCACCACCACAACCACGGAGUCAGUGGAGGAAGUGGUCAGAGAGGUGUGUUGGGAGAAGGCAGAGACGGGACCGUGCCGCGCCAUGCUGCCGCGGUGGUACUUUGACCGCGACGAGGGCCGCUGCGCCCCCUUCAUCUACGGGGGCUGCGGGGGCAACCGUAAUAACUUUGAGUCGGAGGAGUACUGCUUGUCAGUCUGCAGCAGCGUGUUACCCACCACUGCCCCCAGCCCACCUGAUGCAGUCGACCGCUACCUGGAGACCCCCGGGGAUGAUAAUGAGCAUGCCCACUUCCAGAAGGCCAAGGAGAGCCUGGAGGCCAAGCACAGGGAGAGAAUGUCUCAGGUGAUGAGAGAAUGGGAGGAGGCUGAAAGAGAGGCGAAGAGCCUGCCGCGUGCUGACAAGAAGGCCGUCAUCCAGCAUUUCCAGGAGAAGGUGGAGAGCCUGGAGCAGGAGGCGGCCAGCGAGAGGCAGCAGUUGGUGGAGACGCACAUGGCGCGCGUGGAGGCCCUGCUGAACGACCGCCGUCGCCUAGCGCUGGAGAACUACCUGACCGCCCUGCAGGCCGACCCCCCCAGGCCCCGCCAUGUCUUCAGUCUGCUGAAGAAGUAUGUGCGCGCGGAGCAGAAAGACAGACAGCACGCCCUCAAGCACUUUGAGCAUGUGCGCAUGGUAGACCCCAAAAAGGCAGCGCAGAUCCGCCCCCAGGUGCUGACCCACCUGAGGGUGAUCGAGGAGAGGAUGAACCAGUCUCUCGGGCUGCUGUACAAAGUGCCCGGCCUCGCCGACCAGAUCCAGGACCAAGUGGAAGAGCUGCUGCAGAGGGAGCAGUCGGAGAUGUCCCAGCAGAUCUCGUCCCUGCAGAGCGAUGUCAGGGUGAGCUACGGAAACGACGCCCUGAUGCCCGACCUGCCGGACAGCACCCCGCCCCUGGACCUGCUGCCCCCUGAGGAGGCGGGGCCGGGCCUGGACGGGCUGGGCUUCAUCCACCCCGAGAGUUUCGGACAGGCCAACACUCAGAACCAGGUUGAACCAGUUGAUGUGCGCCCUGCCCCUGAUAGAGGACUUCCUACUCGACCAGGGUCUGGUCUGAAGCCAGAGGAGGUUCCUGAGCUCAGGAUGGAUUCGGAAGUGAGGCAGAGUGCUGGAUAUGAAGUACACCACCAGAAACUGGUCUUCUUCGCCGAGGACGUGGGCUCCAACAAGGGAGCCAUCAUCGGGCUGAUGGUGGGCGGAGUCGUCAUAGCGACCGUCAUCGUCAUCACCCUGGUGAUGUUGAGGAAGAAGCAGUACACAUCCAUCCACCACGGAGUGAUAGAGGUGGAUGCCGCAGUGACCCCAGAGGAGCGCCACCUGUCUAAGAUGCAGCAGAACGGCUAUGAGAACCCCACCUACAAGUUCUUCGAGCAGAUGCAGAACUGAGGGCCAGGCACACUACGCCAUCUCGCAACCCCUCCCCCCCUCCCUCCCUCACCCCUCCCCCCCCAUCCCCCCUUUAACCCCAGUCUGAGAGCUUUUUACAGGACAGUGUGGGCAGGGCAGACGCACACAACAUUCCCUGUCAUUCGCUUCGUCACCACAUCAGUGAGCACGGCCACUGGCGUCGGCUGCCAGCGCCAGUAGAUGUGUGCUUUUCCUGUGGCUGAGUAAUUUCACGUCAGUUGCGAUUGACUUGAGCGUUCGUUUUCUUUUUAAAUUUUCUUUUCUUUUCUUUCCUUCUGACUGGCCUGCCCUGCUGUCACGAUGGAGAUGGAGUUCCAUCUCUGGAAGCUUUUAAAAACGCGGCGGUGUUGAUUUAGCCGCUUGUCUGGAGCCCCUGGUCCGCUGCUCUGUAGGAUAUUCUGUCGUGAUUGGUGCAGAUCUGUGCGUUCUUCUGUAUGUCAGUUUGUUUAGUCCCUUACACUGUCCUGCUCCGCCCCUACACUAGUGUAUUCCUACAGAAUAGGUUGGUGGGGGGAGGUCAAAAAAAAAGUCAUCAGUCUCUCCGCCCCUCUUCUCCUCCUCCUUCCCUCCUCUCUGUGUGCUUGGAUGACAGCUGUGCUGUGUUUGACCACGCCUGGUUCUUAGUGGGGAAAAAUAUUAACGAUGCUCUUCACCGAGCUCUUUAUUUUAGGAUUAUGCUGUUUUGCGUUUGUUUUUCCAAAAAACAAUCAAAAUAGAAAAAAACAAAUAUAAAAAAAAAACACUGAAGGAAAAGUGUGGGGGGAGGGGGGGAUUUUUUUAUUUGCGUGAAAUGUAUUGAAUUAGUGACCGAGACUAACUGUAUCUAUUUAGUGCAUGACUAUAAUGACGAGAGAAAAAUAGAUUUUUGUUCUGCUACUUGGACUGGUCUUUUCUCAAGUAGAGAUUGUGUAAUUUAGCAGGAUUGUAAAUUUAGUGUAUUGUGAUCACGUGAUUUAAAGAAAACAAAAAAGAAUUCAGAAUGUGGUCUGCUCUUAUCAUGGAGACAUGCUUUAAGAAACUGAUGCUUUUGUUUUUAAUCAUGCCAUGCCCCCUCUAGUGGUCAGAGAUGGGAAUGCAGAAUGGUUUGCAAGGGGUUGGCUAGCAGUAAGUGUGUAAUUAAUUGAAAGUUUUAUUUUGUUGGCUUACUAUGCAUUCUCAGAGAGUAUAUUAUUUAGAGGGUCUUUAUUCAAAUUUAUUUUGCUUUUUUUUUUUUUUCAGAAGCUCAGGAGGUGGGGGGGAGGGGUGGGUUUACUGUAGUGGGAUUGAGCAUAUUCUCCGUUCUUGUUUCUGUGUCUGCAUAUUUCAUAUAUGAAAAAGAAAUUGGUUGAAAACAGUGGUUGAACCCUCCUCCCUCCUUUCCUGUGUAUCAUAUUCAGGGGUGCCAAGGAGGGGGAGUGAACUUCAAUGACAAAACAAUUCCCUCAACCACCCCUCUCUCUCUCAUUAGAAACCUAUACCUGUUGCCCAGAACACCAUAGCCACACACCUCCGGCCCAUCUUGUGUGUCAUGUAGGGUUCAUAAGGUUAUAAAAGGCCUUGGUGAACAGAUUUGACACAUGGACCCCCCCUCUCCCCCACCCCUGCCUUCCUGUGCUGAUCCUCCAUCUCUCAUUUCACCCCUCUCUUGUUUUAGAUUACUCUAGUAUAUUUAUCAACAACUUUUAAAUAUCAGAGUACAGUAUAUUGUACUGAAUGUAUCAAUAUUUGGCAAGUUCAUAUGGGAGCACCUGUCCUGCCCCCCACCAUCCUGCCCCAGGCCUCAGAGAUAGCCCCACCCCUCUCACCUUCAGGGGGGGUCAUCAGUCUGGAAAUUUAGCCAGUUCCCUAAAGCUCUGGCGGUCAGUUAACUGUCACAUAAGACUAGAGAUGAUCGACGGAUGGGAUUAUGUAGGAGACAGUCCAUCCCUUUUGACAGCGCAUCUGAAAAGUUGAAUCGGUCAUACAGAAAUCAUCAGCAAUUCAGUCCAUGCGCAAGAGGAGAAAUCAUUAAAUCAAUAGCUUAUUUAAGGACAUCUUUCUUUUUGUUACAAUCUAUAGCUUUUUCAUGUUUCGUAUUUCAAAAGGUGAAAAAAUGUGUAGGCAGAAAAGGCAACUGCUUCGAAAUGAUUAUUGAUUUUUUUUUUUUUUUUUUGAGCGUAAUGUUUGCUUGAAUGUAAUUGGCCCCAAAUUGAAGAUCCCUGAAAGGCAGGAAGUCACCUUCAUGAAAUGAAGAAUUGAGGGGCUGGAACAGUCAUAGGCAAAGAGCGUGUAACUGCUCACCCUACAGUAAUGCAGGAGCUAGCAGUUCGAUCACUUGGCUCCUCCCCACUGCAGUCUGUGUCCACUCCGUCCUCUAGGACUGGGAUACUCAAAUCUGGCCCCCAGGCUGUGGACUACCAGGCAGAAGAGUCAUUCAGCAGUACUACUGACCUUGAGGGCCAGAUUUCAGUAUACCUGUUCUACGACCACAGUGCCCUGUCUCGCUCCCGUGUUGCCCUGGACAGGAAAUUAAGAUGAGGAGUCAUAACUGAAUCCAAGGGGUCCAUUCCCUUGUCCCCCCGAUUUCCAAAGUGAGGGCAACAUUAGCCACUAAACAGUCAGUUUUCCUGAAGGAGGUACAAUGUUAUAAAGCCACACAGGUGGAGAGUGUGGGAAACGUAGUAUGCAGAUGGAUUUGUAGUUUUUUUAGUUGAAGCAGGAAAAGCCUCCAUUAUCAUUGAAUGUGAUUGUUACGCUGUUGCAUAAGCUUCCCCGGCAUUACACUACACAACACACAAACCAAAGCCCUUCAGACAGGUGCGGUAUUCGUAAAAAAGGUGGGUGUGUCUUAUCGAUUAGGAACGCCUUUUCUAGCAGGGAUUUGGACUGACCCAAUGCCUGAAAACCUCUAGCAGGCAUCAGAACUGUACCAAUGCCUGAAUGAAGGAAGGGGGUGGGAGUAGGAAGUGCGGUGAUGGAGUGAAUUAUUGUAUUGUGACGUUGUUUCUUUAGUGUUGUUAUGGAGUGCCUGCGAUGGUCAGUAGGGGGCAGUAGAGUUAGCAGGGUUUUUCCUUUGUGAUUUUUCUGUGCAACUGUACAAACCAUUUGCUUUGACAGGGAAAGCUUUCUACACUGUAUUACAUAAAUAAAGUUCAAAAUGUACAUACA
This is a messenger RNA of Anguilla rostrata (American eel), 5583 nucleotides long. RefSeq names its product amyloid-beta A4 protein-like. The record is from RefSeq and is a predicted model, not a curated record. Gene Ontology annotation, molecular function: transition metal ion binding; heparin binding; signaling receptor activator activity. The transcript has 17 exons. Gene Ontology annotation, biological process: axonogenesis; central nervous system development. Gene Ontology annotation, cellular component: membrane raft; Golgi apparatus; plasma membrane. Bases 157 to 2436 code for a protein of 759 amino acids. NCBI's taxonomy places the organism in Eukaryota, Metazoa, Chordata, Actinopteri, Anguilliformes, Anguillidae.